GUUAUUGUUACAGUUGGAUUCACACAACAUUUAUGUCAUUGAGGAGGUAACACACAGCAGAAGCCGCGUGAUCCAAAACUUUAAAUUUUAUGCAGGGGUCUGUGGUCAGUUUUGUUUUAUGUGUGGAAGUGUUUGGAGCUGAAUGCAGAAGGUUGUAGCAGUGCUUGGUGGGGGGAUCGGGGGUCUGUCGACCUGCCAUUAUCUCAGCAAGAGUCCUAAUGUCUCCAAGGUGGUGCUGUUGGAGGGAAGCAGUAGAUAUGGAGGUUGGUUGAACUCCACACGAAGAGAUGAUGGAGCAGUGUUUGAACAAGGACCCCGAGGGGUUCGGCCAGCAGGAGCUAUUGGUCGAAACGGUUUGAAUAUGGUGUCUGAUUUGGGUCUCGAGUCUGAAGUCCUGUCAGUUUCGAAGGAUCAUGUGGCUUCUAAGAACCGAUUCCUUUAUGUGAAAGGACAACUGCACAAGAUGCCAUCAGGACCCGGUGGUAUUCUGCGCACCAUUCCUCCUUUCUCCCGUCCCAUAAUUCAUAGCGUCCUAAAGGAAAUGUUGAUCAGUAAAGGGCAGGAAGACGAUGAGUCUGUUCAUGCAUUUGUAUCCAGGCGUCUGGGUCCUGAGUUAGCAGAUAUAGCUAUAGACAGUCUGUGUAGAGGGGUGUUUGCUGGUGACUGCAGGCAGUUAAGUGUGCGGUCCUGCUUGCCCCCUCUUUAUAAAGCAGAGCGGUCACGGGGAUCCAUCGUGCUGGGCAUGCUGAUGGGUUCAGGUGGUGGUGGUCCUGAAGUAAUCCCCUCUGAUUUGGCUAAAAGAGCAUCAAAAGAGUCGUGGAGUCUGUGGUCACUGAAGAGGGGCAUGCAGUCACUUCCAGAAGCUCUGGAGAAUUCGCUGAGAGGUCGAGAGCGUGUGGAGCUUCAUCACAAUGCUCGAGUGAAGAGCCUGACCCUGCAGGGAGGGGUCUGGGAGAUCAAACUGGAUGAUGGGGCCACAUUGAAAGCCGAUCAUGUGAUUUCCGUCCUACCGGCUGCAGCUUUGGCAUCAGUGCUGCCCCCUGCUGCUGAACCCCUGACAGAAGAGCUUCGAUCCAUUGCUUCUGCCACUGUUGCUGUUGUGAAUCUGGAGUAUGAAGGUUUCAUUCUUCCUGCUGCAGGCUUUGGACACUUGGUGCCUUCCUCAGAAGAUCCUGGUCUGCUAGGGAUCGUGUAUGACUCCGUUACCUUUCCACAACACAAUAGGAGUGGAGGACCAACCACCAGACUGACGGUGAUGAUGGGCGGUGCGUGGUUCAAGCAGGCAUUUGGUAGUCCACAGGAAGCGACCAAUCAGAUUUUCUUGGAUCGGGCUACACAGGCAGUAACCGAUCAUCUGGGUGUCACCUCGCCACCUGUGUGGAGCCUGGUCUCAGUACUCAAGAACUGCAUUCCUCAAUAUCAUGUAGGACACUGGAAACGACUCGAAAAGAUGAGGCAAUACAUCAGCAAGAACAAUCUUCCCCUUACACUGGCAGGAGCUUCCUAUGACGGCGUCUCCGUCAAUGAUGUUAUAUUCAGUGGACGAACAGCUGCAGAGGGUCUCGUUGGAAAAAUCGCUUAAUUUUGAUUGAGCGAGUGAGUGAGACUUCUGAGAUUUUGGGGUUUGUGAUAUACAUUUGAUGUUGAUCCUUGGGAAGGACAGGCACUACUUGAACCCAAAUUUAAGUACAGCUAAAUGUUGGGUAAUCAAAUAUAUUUCAGGGCUGUUGUUUAGAUGUUAAGGAAAUCAUAAGCUACAUUUCCAAGCUGCCAAAAAAUGCCACCAAACAAAUGAUUGUAGAGCUUAGCUUUAACAAUGUGGCCGAAUAAUCAAAUUUUUACCUAGAAAAAUUGCAUUUGGAUGAGUAAUAUAUUAUUGCACUAGGAUAUUAUGUAAAUUAAUAUUCAGCAUGUUAACUAAAAGUUAUGCUAGUCAUUAGGAAGGUUUACACUCAUCUACAGUAUGUUGCCAUACACAUUACCCUGUCAAAAAAGGUACAAACGGCGUCACUGGGAUGGUACCUUUUAAAAAGGUCCUAAUAUCUAAGAUGUACUCUUUAAGGGUACCACCCCAGUGAUUCCAUUUGUACCUUUAUUUCUGAGAUUGAUACCGUAGCCAGGAGCAGACUCAAUGGAUAUAAUAUCAUUUUAACUGUUUCCUCCAUUUGUCUAAAAGUAGAUGACAUUUUGACCAGGCUGAAAUUAUAUGCCAUUAGACUGGAGCAUCCUUUUUACAAAUAUAUUCAUUACGUUGGCGUCAUAGUGGGGUCAAUGGAAAUUUACGACUUACAGUUCUCGUUUCAUACAGGCUGCAGAUUGGAAAUGGCUAUGCCAUCUGCAUUAACUUUGAAAGGGCAAAAAAUGUAAACUAUCGAUCAGAGAACCAGAAUUUUAAUGGCUGCUUGAGUACCAUGCAUUUCACACACACAUGCUUUCUCAUUCAGUGUGAUUGAAUUUACAAUAAUGUGCAUCAGAAUGCACAGGUGUGCCUUUAUUUAGCGCCACUGAGCUUUCGGUGAAUAAGCUGAAUUAUGUUUUAAAAAUGCAUUGUCCGAAAGUAGAGAGAGAUUCAUCAGUGACUGUUUACAUUCGUUUCAGUACUGUUUCCUGGUUGCAUCUGCAAUACUAAUAUACACUAUCAGUCAAAAGUUUAGGAUCAUUUAUGACAUGUGGGUGAGGGUUAGCGACAAUCUUUAAUGUGAAGUGUGGAUAAGAGUGUGAUUUUGUUAACUAAACAUGUAUGUAACUCCAAAUUUAUUCCAUUAAAUUGACUGUCAUGACAGUCACUCAGUAGUUAUUAAUUUAUUUUUAUGCAUAUCAUUUUGUUGUGUCUGGUCAGCAAUAAAUAAAUGAGAUGUGUUUGGUACAUUUUGUUUAAUUUGUCUAUAACUAUAAGUGAAAAGGCAACUGAACCACAGUUUGGCUUCGUAAUGUACAGUCACCUUAAGGAUUAUUAGGAACACCUGUUCAAUUUCUCAUUGAUGCAAUGGUGUAAUGGUGUGGGGGAUGUUUUUUGGCACACUUUAGGGCCAAUUGGGCAUCGUUUAAAUGCCACGGCCUACCUGAGCAUUGUUUCUAACCAUGUCCAUCCCUUUAUGACCACCAUGUACCCAUCCUCUGAUGGCUACUUCCAGCAGGAUAAUGCACCAUGUCACAAAGCUCGAAAAACAUUUCAAAUUGGUUUGUUGAACAUUAUGAUUAGUUAACUGUACUAAAAUGGCCCC
Molecule: messenger RNA, 3224 nt
Organism: Paramisgurnus dabryanus
Lineage: Eukaryota; Metazoa; Chordata; Actinopteri; Cypriniformes; Cobitidae
Gene: ppox
Product: protoporphyrinogen oxidase
Biological process (GO): heme biosynthetic process
Cellular component (GO): mitochondrial inner membrane
Molecular function (GO): protoporphyrinogen oxidase activity, oxygen as acceptor
Source: RefSeq, a predicted model, not a curated record